UCUCGGCUUGUUGUAGUUAGGUCACACACCGAAACAAAUCGUUCGUAAUUUUCAUUUAUUUUGCUCCGCUUUCCUCGCUGUUUUCACACCCACGGCUCGCGAAAAACCCCCUGGAAUCGUUUGCCAAACAUUGGCAAACAUAUUGUGUGCGUUCGCGGGCAUAAAUCACGCGAAUCGGGCCAUUCUUUUAGCCUCGAAAUAAAAGACGACGUCAGUGGGCGACGCGACUGGCGUCAGGUGAAAAAAAAACGGGGAAACGAAGAAAAACUGAUAAUUGGAAAUUGAAAAAUUGGAAUUGAACGGGUGCAGCGAAAUUAAACGGAAUUUGCAACUGUGAAAACGCUCGAAAGCGUGGAGAGUUGCAUUUGAAAAAAGCAUGAGCACAACCGCCGCCAGUCUCAUCGAGGCGGCUCUAAAUGCCAGCGUUGGUAACAACGCCACCACAGCUACGACUUCGGGAUCGCUAGAGGCCUCGACAGGGAAGACCAACUACGUGGUGGUGAACAAGAUGAGCACGCCGCUGGAUCCCCUGCUCCAUGUGGGCGAUGGCAUCUUCCUGCAGACAAAGACCGCCCAGGUGCUGGCCGGUGUUUGUGUUUGGGCCGCCUUGUUUAUCACCUGUCAACAGAUCUACCAGCACCUGCGCUGGUACACGAAUCCCCAGGAGCAGCGCUGGAUCGUGCGCAUCCUGUUCAUCGUGCCCAUCUACGCCACCUACUCCUGGAUCAGUCUGCUCUUCUUCAACUCGGAUAAUGUUUAUAUUUACUUCUUCACGGUGCGCGAUUGCUACGAAGCCUUUGUAAUCUACAACUUCUUGUCGCUGUGCUACGAGUACCUGGGCGGCGAGGGCAACAUCAUGUCGGAGAUUCGCGGCAAGCCCAUCAAGACGUCGUGUUUGUACGGCACCUGCUGCCUGAAGGGCAAGACCUACACGAUUGGCUUCCUGCGCUUCUGCAAGCAGGCCACUCUGCAGUUCUGCCUGGUCAAGCCGCUGGUGGCCUUCAUCAUCAUCUUUCUGCAGGCCUUUGGGCACUACCACGAUGGUGAUUGGAGCGCUGAUGGCGGUUACAUUUACAUCACCAUUAUCUACAACAUUUCCGUGUCGCUGGCGUUAUAUGGUCUCUAUCUGUUCUACUUUGCCACCCGUGAUCUGUUGACUCCAUUCGAACCGGUUCUGAAGUUCUGCACCAUCAAGUCGGUCAUCUUCUUGUCCUUCUGGCAGGGCGUGGGUCUGGCCAUCCUGGAGAAGGCCAACGUUAUCUCGCCCAUUGUGGACAGUGCGGGCACUGUCACCGUGGAACCCGGUACUGUCUCCGCCGGCUACCAGAACUUCUUCAUCUGCAUCGAAAUGCUGUUCGCCGCCAUCGCACUGCGCUAUGCAUUCCCCUAUCAGGUCUAUGCACGCAGCUGCAUCAGCGAUGGACACGGACGAUCUGUCACCAUGCAGUCUAUUUCCAGCAGUCUUAAGGAAACGAUGAAUCCCAAGGAUAUUAUGACAGAUGCUAUUCACAACUUCCAUCCGCAGUACCAGCAGUACACUCAGUACAGCUCAGGUGGCAAGAACUCGCGCGGCAUUCGCGUCUCCAGCUACGAUCCCGAUGACCCGAGCUCGGGAGCAGGAAAUGGAACCAUGCAGGCAUCACAGCCCACAAGCGGGGGAUACAAUGCGGUGGCCACUGGACCAGGAAACGGAGGCAACGGCGGCAGCAACUGCAUGGCCUCCAAGACGCUGGGCAACCAGCGGAAGUUCCAGCCCGGCGGUCAGCGAGUGGCGACCAUCAGCCAGAACUACAACGAGAAGACCAUGCUGCUGAGCAGCGAUGAUGAGUACCAGUAGAGCGGCGGAGGAUGGUUGACCAUUCCAUCUAAUUGUUAACAAACUUCAGUCUUUCGUUUGGAUCCGAAUUUGCUGAUUCUGUCGCUUGUACAAUAAUCUUAAGUAGCCGAGCAGCAUAUAGAGCAGCAUUACAACCUAU
Molecule: messenger RNA, 1976 nt
Organism: Drosophila takahashii
Lineage: Eukaryota; Metazoa; Arthropoda; Insecta; Diptera; Drosophilidae
Gene: Tmep
Product: Transmembrane endosomal protein
Biological process (GO): transport
Cellular component (GO): membrane
Molecular function (GO): transporter activity
Source: RefSeq, a predicted model, not a curated record